Molecule: messenger RNA, 4187 nt
Organism: Caenorhabditis angaria
Lineage: Eukaryota; Metazoa; Nematoda; Chromadorea; Rhabditida; Rhabditidae
Source: the annotation of a GenBank genome assembly
AUGGCGCAUAAAACGAGCAAAUCGGCUGGCUGGAGUUUCAAACCGCCAAAACAAGAAUUGAACUUGAUUCAAUAUGCAUGUCAAGUUGAGGCGCUUGAUGUUCAACUUUUGAAUCACCUCAGAGAGCAGGUAAAAUACAAAAGAUAUCUAGAGGGUUUAUAAUUUUUGGUUCUACUCCGAAAACUUUACUUUCAAAAAAAUUUUUAUCAUUCAUUUAAAAUUGGGCUUUUCCGGUCAUUUUUUUAAAAGUAUUUUUUUGAAAAACAUCAAGGUCAAAAGUCUUUUUUUUUCAUCGAAAUCCUCAAAAUAUAUCAAUUUCACCGACAACAAAUAGAAAACUGUCAAGCGCGAAAAAACCCAAACAUUUGCAUAGGAUGGACCGGUAGCCUCUCUUUUCAUUUUUUUUAAUCAGAAAAGUAAACCGUGAUCAAUGCUUUAAUCGAGUAGCGGGAUGAAAGGUGACAGCGAACAUGAAUAAAAUGAAAUAGCGGAAUACAAAAACUGCUUUUGUUUGAUUGAAAAAAAAAGAAAUUGAGGGGAAUAGUUUUAAUGAAUUUUUUCAAGUGACUUGGAAGUUUCACGAAUUUUGGUGGAGGAAAAAUUGAGAAUUAGUUUUUGAACCAUGUGAAAGUGCUGCUUCUUUGAACUAGAUUAUGGGUUAUUUAGAUGUUUUUGCGGAUGGGAUUAAUGAAAGGAUUUGCAAAAUAAUCUAAUUAACCCUAUAAAAAUACAUAUGUACAUAUUAUCAUCAAAGAAAAAGAAUUACACAAGGUGGGAAUGAUUCAGCAGAUCUCACAGUAUCUUGGAUGGAAUUGAAUUACGUCAAAAAUAAUCAAAAUAAAUUCAACAAAGAAAAAAUUAUAUUCUUCAGAUAAAUGACAAAAAUAAUAUCUGUUGAAAUUCUACCACAUUUUCCUGACUCGAUCAAUAAUUUCCUUUCACAAAAUAUAAUUUUUUGAAUAUACGUCUCAUACCUCUCAAUAUUUCUCUCUUCAUUUUCCACACUCUCUCACCUACACUCUACUUCUCUAACAUCGUGUCUCUCUUCAUGUUUUCAUCACUUUUAUUUUAUAAUCACCUAAAGGUUUCUUUUUUUAUUUUUACUAUUUUCUACCUUUUUGCGCUUAGGUUAGAUUAAGGUUUUAUACAAGGUUCCUAGCAAAAAAUAACAAGAUGACAGUUUCAAAAAUCAACUAUUUUUAGGCUCAAAAUACAGAUGACCUUUCCGUUCUUUUCAAUAUUCUUCCACCCGUUGAACAACUUGUCUCAGAAAUUCCAUAUACACUCCCAUUACUUGAAGCAGUUUACUUGAAAUGUGAACUAGUAAGUUCUUUUCCAAAUUUUUUUGUACCUUUCCAAAACAAUUUUCAUUUUCAGCGUUCAAUUGAAGAUGGAAUGUUAUUACCAAUUCGUGAUAUGUGUUGUGAACAACUAUUUUGCCAACUUGUUUGGUGGACAGCAUUUUGUGAGCAAAACAACACGGCAAAUGUCAAGAAACAUUGUGCCAUGUUUACGGUAAGAUUGGCUUAACCUAACAUGAUUUCUCUCAAAAAUAUGUACUUUUUCAAGGAAUUUCAACCUUGUAUUGCAAGUCUUAUGUCGAUAAUUGGACGACAAUGCCCGGAUUUAGUGAAAAGAGCGCACGAGGAUAGAAAUCAGCUGAAGACGUGUUUAGAGAGUUUGGGAUGCCACGGAUUAGUGAAUUGCUCGUCGGGAUUGAUUCGGUGAGCGUUUUUUGGUUCGGAACAAAAAUGAAUGUGUUAUGAAAAAUGGGCGAGACGGGUGUUUUGUUGAUUUGUGUGUGUGUGCUUCUCUGAUGGAUUAUUUUGACAAGGUCAACAAAACAGCCAAUAAGGAAGCAAUAAUAGAAUAGAAAUUUCAGGAAUAUUACAGAAGAGUUCCCGGGCAACUUGUCUGAUAAAAUAAAUAAAAAUCUAGAAUCGUCAAUUUUUCAGAAUGACCGAUGCUGUUCAUCUAGAACUCGUCAAACAUGUGGAAAAUCUAAAAGCCAUCUCAACUCAAAUCAAAGAACUUCAACAUGAUCCAAAAUCAAACACAACUGAUCCAUCUGGAGAAAGCCAUCAACGUCAAAUGAGUAUGCGAUUGACACAAGUUUUUGAGAGACUCAAACUCAAUGAAACACUUCAAUGUGUUUUAGAAGAAGUUUUUCAAAAUCAACAUGUAAGAUUCAAAACUUUUUUAGAAUAUGUUGAGAAAUGAAUUUUUUUCAGUUGACAUCUCUCUUGCGCAUUUGUCGCAAACGCGUUGGCUCUGAUAAAUUGCUCAUUGGGCUUUUCAAUGCGUUUGCCAGAGCUGCACCAGAUGAUUUUGCACUUCAGCAACUUGAUCCAAUUGUUGCUCAACUCAUCGUGGUAUUCAAUAAUUCUUAUAAUAAGUUAUUAUCAAUGUGUCCGGAUGAGAUGAUUUCUUCGACUCGAAUUUCAUCAGGAUCAUCAACAGCAUCAGGAUCAAAUGGAACACCAUCAUCUUUGAGUGAGUUGAACUCAAAUUAUUCUUUUCUGAAAAUUAAACAUUAGAAGAUUCAUAAAAUAAAUGAUUUUUCAGAUGACAAAUCAUCGGUUCGAAGUGCAGUUGAAGGUUCUGGAAAUGGUCCCGGGCCUGGACAAUUCGAUAGUUUGAAACAGGAAAUUUCCAAACUUCGAAAAGAACUACGAGUUGCAAAUUAUACAAUUGCACAACUUCGAGAAAAAUCUGAAGAGGAAUUGAAUAUUAAAGAAAGGUGGGAUAUAGAUUCAGAGGUCAAAUAUCUCAAACCCAAUUUUCUUUAAUUUUCAGCCAAAUCCCAGCUCCAGAUUAUCCAGAAGCCACAUCGUAUUAUUCAACAGCUACAAAAGAUGAUUUGAAUCUUUUAGUCACCAGAUUUGGUGAACUUUUCAUUUUCGCCAGCAAUGUUCGUUGUUUUUUCAAACUAUUUUAUUCACAGUUUCUAAAAAAUUGAAAAUUUCAGGAACUUCGUGAGAGUUUGGACACUUUGCCAGAUUUAGAAGGAGAAGAAGACCUUCAAUCAAUUUUUGGUCAUGAAACUUUGAUUGUGAGUUGUUUUCUUAAAAUGUUUUUCAAUAUAAUCUUCAUUUUUCAGACAUCUUUCAAUAUUGUCAAAAAUUAUAUUGAAGAUCGUAAACAAUGUGUUUUAAAAGCCCUUGGAUCAGGUUAGUCCCUUCUCCUUCCUGAAAAUCUCUAGUGAACAAAAUUUCAAACUUCAAAGAUUCAAAAUAUUCUCAUGUACUAAAACAGACAAAAAGUGCGAUUUGUGAAUUAUCGUAAAUUCAGAAGUGCAAAAUUUUAAAAAAGUGGGAGAAAAUAAUAAAUAAAUUCAUUCAGUGAACAACAAUACAAAAUGCUCAAAAGAAUUGUUAACAUUCGAAGACGCUUUGGAAUCGCAUUUAUAUAAAGAAUUCAAUACAAAAAAACAGGGAAGUGCAAUAAUUGAGGAGUUAACGCAUCAAGUAUUAGAGCAAUUGAAAGAUUAUCCAGCGUGUGAAGAAUGUUUGACGGUUCAUCAAUUUAUUCAGAAAUGCAUCACUAUUUCGUGGGAUAUUCAAUGCUGUCCAGAAGCAAAGUGAGACAAUUUGUGAUUUGAAAAUCUAAAAUACAUAAGAAAACAUGAAAUUGCAUCCCUGAGUCUACCUUUCUAAAAAUAACAGUUUCUAAAAUUAACUUUCAUCCGAAAUUCAAAAACUUAGAAGCCCACGUCGAUUUAUUUUUAAACUAAACUUUGAAAUUCACACCCCACAUUCAAGUUCUAUUCUAUUUUUAUCCAUCCAAAGUUGUCAUUCAACAAUUUUCCUAGAAAUUUGAACUCGAGCGGAAUGGACAACAAUUACUCACGUAUUCAUAAUGUGAUGAAAACGAAACUUUUUGUCUUUAUUUUUUUUUCUAAUCCAAAAUGUUUCGUUUUUUUCUUUUUCAUGACGCUUUUCUUUCUAUCAAUUUUAAAUUUUCCUUCGAAGAAAAAAAAACCAACAAAACUUUUUUGAUGUUUCAUUGUUCAUUUUUUCAUGUGUUACAGAUUACGUCUUGAAUACGAUGGAAUAGAUUUCGAUCCAUCUCGUCAUUCUCGAGCCGCUUAUUCUGGAUCAAUCAAUACAAUUGCUAGUUUUAUUUGGCCUGCUUUAAUUGAUAAGUCAGACAAUCGUGUUUUACUUAAAGCGAUUGUUUUGACUUGA